Messenger RNA from Brugia malayi, 81 nucleotides. The record is from the annotation of a RefSeq genome assembly. NCBI's taxonomy places the organism in Eukaryota, Metazoa, Nematoda, Chromadorea, Rhabditida, Onchocercidae.
GAUGACCACAAGGUUAUUACAGGGUCGUCCAAUCUCAGUGAUACAGCUGAAGAAAGAAAUGCUGAAAAAUUACUAACUAUU